AUGUUCCGCUCUCGGGUGUUCCUCAAACCUGCUCGGACGCUGGUAUUUUCUCGCACAUACGCCACUGCCAAUUCUCCUCAUGCUCUAGUCUUCAUUGAACAUCACGGCGGUGUCAUUGAGUCGGGAUCGCUUUCGGCCCUAUCUGCCGCAAGCCAGCUGGGUGGGAAUGUCACUGGGCUGAUCAUCGGGGCGCCCAACGAAGUCAAACAAGCUGCCGAAAAGGCCAGGAAGCUCAAGGGACUUACAAAACUAUUGCACUCAAGCUCCGAACAAUACGUUCCCGCACUUCCAGAAACCGUCUCACCUCUUUUGAAGCAGAUACUUGGAAAGGAUUCGCCAUUUACGCAUGUCGUCUCUUCGCAUUCUUCAUUAGCACGGUCAAUUCUUCCUCGCGUCGCUGGCGCACUAGAUGCCACCGCUGUCUCUGACGUCACUUCUGUCGAACACAACUCGAGUGACGGUACCACUACUUUCACGCGGCCCAUCUACGCUGGUAAUGCAAUUGCCACCGUAAAAACUCCUGCAGCACCACUUCCGACGUUCUUCACCGUUCGUUCAACUGCAUUCGACGCUGUACCUGCUGCAGAGGUGGAGGUUGAAUCCGAAGAAGUCGCACCAGUCAGCGUCUCUAACCCCGGAGUUGAACAUAUCCGUACAGAGCUUACAAAAAGUGAUAGACCGGAACUCGGCGCGGCAAGUCGUGUAGUAUCCGGUGGACGUGCGUUGAAGAAUGCAGAAACCUUUAAGGCGACCCUUGAGCCGCUUGCGGACGUGCUGGGCGCGGCGAUUGGUGCUUCCCGUGCAGCAGUGGACGCGGGCUACGCGGACAACUCGCUUCAGGUAGGUCAAACCGGAAAGGUUGUAGCACCGGAAUUGUACAUGGCCAUCGGUAUCUCUGGUGCAAUUCAACAUCUCGCUGGGAUGAAAGACUCAAAGAUGAUUGUUGCGAUCAAUAAGGACGAGGAUGCGCCUAUCUUCCAGGUAGCCGACGUAGGCCUUGUUGCAGACUUGUAUGACGCAGUCCCGGAACUUGUAGAGAAACUCAAAGAAUAA
Molecule: messenger RNA, 1053 nt
Organism: Fomitiporia mediterranea MF3/22
Lineage: Eukaryota; Fungi; Basidiomycota; Agaricomycetes; Hymenochaetales; Hymenochaetaceae
Product: electron transfer flavo protein, alpha subunit
Exons: 3
Coding region: 1-1053 (350 amino acids)
Cellular component (GO): mitochondrion
Molecular function (GO): electron transfer activity; flavin adenine dinucleotide binding
Source: RefSeq, a predicted model, not a curated record